AUGGCUCCACAGACUCCAGCAUCCUCGUCCGCCAACCUCCCGGCAACAAACCCUCCUGCAACCCCGGCCCCGGUCCAAAUAGCCGUGGGACUCAUCGACAAAGACCUCAAGGUUCCCCUUCCCGAUUCAUUCAAGGGAGAACGUUCCAAAGUCAAGGCUUUUGUCAUGCAAUGUGAACUCUACAUCGGAUUCAAUGUUAGUCGCUUCAGCUCGGAAGUCGAACAGGUCCUCUGGGCAACUACCUUCUUGAAGGCGGGAGCCUUUGAGUGGAUCGAGUCCUUCUUGGAAGACUAUAUGAACAACAGGGCAGCGAAUGGACGACCUUCCACUCGCUGCUCCACCGACACGAAGGAGAUUUUUGGGAGCUGGGCAGGAUUUAAGAAACGUCUCAACAGGGUCUUCGGAGACCUGGACAAGAAACGCAAUGCAGUACGAAUUCUUCGCAGUCUCAGACAACGUAGCUCCGCAGCCAUCUACACAGCAGAAUUCCAGCAGCACAUGGGACGUACGGGAUGGGACAGUGACGCACUAAUAGAUCAGUACUAUCAGGGCCUCAAGGACCAAGUGAAGGACGAAAUCUCAAGGACCGAUUGGCCGGAUGACUUGACAGACCUCGUCGAUCUCGCCAUCAAAGUCGAUAAUCGCUUUCACGAACGACAAAUGGAAAAGCGUGGCAGUUACUCCUCUGGUCGCGAUAGGAAAGCGAACCAACCCAGAAGGGGCAACUACUGGCCACAACCCAUGGAGUUGGACGCCACUAGCCGUCGUACUAGCCCUUCCCAGAAAGAGAAGCAACGACGAAGAGAAAAAGGAUUGUGUUACGAGUGUAGACUUCCAGGUCAUCAGGCCGCUUCCCAUCGAAAGGGAAAGCAGCCGGGAAACAAGAAACCCUGGAAAGGGAAGCUUCGACAAGUUAACGCAACCCGACAAGUGAAUGCUACUCAUCGAACCCCUCUUACCGAGGAGGACCUCGAAAGCAUGUGCAUUCAUAGCCAGCUUGGGGCUAUGGAAGCCCAGCAGACUAGCAACCCUUCCUUCCAACAGGAAACGGAAGUAGCCGUUGAACCUGAAAGAAACGAGGAAGGGACCGAAUCCGAAGACGAGUCUUCUCUGGGCACGCUGCCUCAGGUAUAG
This is a messenger RNA of Venustampulla echinocandica, 1134 nucleotides long. RefSeq lists its product as uncharacterized. Bases 1 to 1134 code for a protein of 377 amino acids. The transcript has a single exon. NCBI's taxonomy places the organism in Eukaryota, Fungi, Ascomycota, Leotiomycetes, Helotiales, Pleuroascaceae. The record is from RefSeq and is a predicted model, not a curated record.